AUGCCAUCGCCGCCGGUUUUUAUUGCGGGUGUGGGAAUGACGCCUUUCCAGUCUCCACAGAAAUCAGCAGCAAACUCCUCAAAUCCGGAAGGUGAUUAUUUCAACCUCGCAAUCUCAGCAUGUGUCAAAGCCCUACUUGAUGCAGGCAUCAACUAUGACGACGUUGAUCAGGGAGUUGGAUGUUACGUAUUUGGAGACUCCGCUGGUGCACAGCGAGUAUUCUAUUCACUUGGAAUGACGGGCAUUCCCAUCUACAAUGUUCAUAAUUAUUGCAGUGCGGGAAGUACUGGACUCUUCAUGGCAAAUCAGUUCAUUCAGGCUGGCUGCGCAGACUGUGUUCUAGUCGUGGGAUUCGACAAAAUGUAUCCCGGAGCACUUCCACAGAUCUAUAAAGACCGAGAGAAUCCCCUGGGGAGAAUCUUGACUAUGUCAAAGAAAUUCAUCCCGGAAGGCCAGACCGAGUCGGCUGGUUGGACGCCACAGCUGUAUGCCAAUGCACAAGCUGAGUAUUUAGAGAUAUACGGCUCGGCUGGUGCGAAACCGCAGCAUUUUGCUGCUAUUGCGUCCAUCAAUCGAACACAUGGAAUGAAUAACCCUUAUAGUCAGUUGCGACAGGCUGUGGGUACUGAAGAGGUUUUGUCGAGUCCGCAGGUCUCUGGUCCCAUCACUAGACUGCAGUGUUGCCCAUCCUCGACUGGAGCUGCUGCAGCAGUGCUAGUAUCCGAACGCUUUCUUCAGGCACAUCCGUUUCUGAAACAGAGCGCAGUCGCUAUUAAGGGCCAAGCUCUCGCAACUGAUUCCUUAGAACUCUAUGAGCCUGCCAGUGCUAUAGAGCUGAUUGGAUCGAAUAUGACGCGACGUGCUGUUAAAAACGCACUUAAUCAAGCAUAUCUUUCUCCUCAAGAUAUUCAGGUCAUCGAACUCCAUGACUGCUUCACAACCAACGAAAUGUGCGCUAUCGAAGAUUUGGGUCUGGCUCCUCAUGGCGAAGGAUGGAAGCUUGUUUCAGAUAGAAGAAUCACCUAUGACAAUACAUCCGAAACGAAGAGAACAUCACCAGGCUGGAUCAUUAACCCAAGUGGUGGCUUAAUCUCAAAAGGCCACCCACUGGGCGCAACAGGACUGGCUCAGACAGCGGAGCUAGUUUGGCAUUUACGUGGCUGGGCAGAGAACCGUUCUGUGCCGGGGACAAAGUACUGUCUUCAGCACAAUAUGGGUCUUGGAGGUGCCACGGUUGUCACUAUUCUAGGGAGAGCCGACAACGAUGUCGCACCUUUACUAUCUAAGAUCCAGGAUCAGGUAGAUGGGCGACAGCGACUCGGAUAUAAUCCAGCGAUGGAGGUGCGAGAAGUAGAUGCAGGUGAUUUCGAGGCAGUACGAUCUCGCAAGUCCUUUAGUAACUGGGCAGCAGAUACCUUUGAGGCAUUGAACUCACCUCGAAAGUAUAGGCUGUAA
Messenger RNA from Penicillium angulare, 1455 nucleotides. RefSeq lists its product as uncharacterized. Gene Ontology annotation, molecular function: acyltransferase activity, transferring groups other than amino-acyl groups. The transcript has 3 exons. The record is from RefSeq and is a predicted model, not a curated record. Lineage: Eukaryota; Fungi; Ascomycota; Eurotiomycetes; Eurotiales; Aspergillaceae. The coding region runs from base 1 to 1455 and encodes 484 amino acids.